Daucus carota subsp. sativus is the source of this 405-nucleotide messenger RNA. Its product is annotated as mannan endo-1,4-beta-mannosidase 5-like. NCBI's taxonomy places the organism in Eukaryota, Viridiplantae, Streptophyta, Magnoliopsida, Apiales, Apiaceae. Gene Ontology annotation, molecular function: mannan endo-1,4-beta-mannosidase activity. The transcript has a single exon. Bases 1 to 405 code for a protein of 134 amino acids. The record is from RefSeq and is a predicted model, not a curated record.
AUGGCGUGGGAGCUCAUGAACGAACCCCGUUGCGAUGUGGAUUACUCUGGCAGAACCGUAAAUGGAUGGGUUCAAGAAAUGGCAAGUCUCGUGAAAUCGAUCGACAAGAAGCACCUGUUGACGAUCGGCAUGGAAGGCUUCUACGGGGACACGAUGCCUGAGAAGAAACAAUUCAAUCCGGGCUAUCAAGUUGGGACUGAUUACAUCAGCAACCAUCUGAUCAAAGAAAUCGACUUCGCCACCAUACACGCCUACCCUGAUAUAUGGCUGGCCAACCAAAAUGAAGCUGCGCAAAUGGCCUUCAUGGGGAGAUGGAUGCGAAGCCAUCAUACGGACGCCAAGACCAUUCUGAAGAAGCCGCUGGUCAUAGCUGAAUUCGGCAAAUCAAGUAAGGACCCGGGUUAA